Messenger RNA from Telopea speciosissima, 4682 nucleotides. Its product is annotated as DNA polymerase alpha catalytic subunit. Gene Ontology annotation, molecular function: pyrimidine nucleotide binding; purine nucleotide binding; single-stranded DNA binding. The record is from RefSeq and is a predicted model, not a curated record. Gene Ontology annotation, biological process: DNA replication; leading strand elongation; mitotic DNA replication initiation. The transcript is spliced from 31 exons. The coding region runs from base 48 to 4673 and encodes 1541 amino acids. Gene Ontology annotation, cellular component: alpha DNA polymerase:primase complex. Lineage: Eukaryota; Viridiplantae; Streptophyta; Magnoliopsida; Proteales; Proteaceae.
ACACAGUACGGAGGAAGAAGAAGAAGAAGAAGAAGCGAGAGAGAGAGAUGGCGGAAGAGCCAAUUGUUGCGUGCAGGCGAAGAAGCAAAGGUGCCGAUGCUACCGCCCGUGCCGAGGCGCUUGAGCGUCUUAAAGCUCUCCGCAGCGGCGGUCGGCGUUCCGAAGCUGGAUUCCAGAUCAAGAUGGAGGAUCCGAUCUACGACACAAUCGCCGAAGACGAUUACGCUGCCCUCGUCGCUAAACGCCGCGAAGAAGUUCGUGGAUUUAUUGUUGACGAUGAUGGUCUGGGAUACGGCGACGAUGGGCAGGAAGAAGAUUGGUCCCAAGCAGGUCUUCCUCCAUCCUCAGAUGAAUCUGAAGGCGAGAACGAAAGGCCUAAGAAGAAAAAGAUAGAGAGAAAGGACCCACCUCCUGCGAAGCCUUCUUCUUUGUCCGCUGCGGCUGCUCUCAUGGGGAAGCAGCGCAUCUCGUCGAUGUUUACCUCUUCGGUAUUCAAGAAGAGCAAGGAAGACAGACUCAAAGGGUUGUCCUCUGACAGCAUUGUCGAUAAUGUGAUUGCUGAAUUUGCUCCCGAUGAAGCUGACAGAGAGAGGCGGAGGAGGGGACACCAAAGCUCUCUGCUGAGCUCGAGGAGUUUUGUACCUGUGGUUCAGGUUAAGAGUGAGAAACAAUCCGUUGUUAGUGCUGAUUUGUUGGUUAAGCCUGAACCUGCCCAGGUUGCGGAUGUUAGCCCCCCUGCAGAUUUCCAAGAAAAUUGUGAUACGGAUAAUGGAAAAGACGAGUCCAAGGAAUCAAAAGAUAAAAGCGUUUGGAACCCUGAAGUGGGUUCGGAUCUAUUUCCUCAACGGCAGGAAUCUUCAGCCAGUGAACCGGAGGCUGCGGAGAUUGUGCCGGCCAUCCUAGAAGCAAAAGCAGAACCUGUAAAGAGAGAGGAGGCGUUUUCUCUCAAUGCUAAGAUCAAAGUGGACAACCCUGCAUUGAGUGCGACUGCUGGGUGGCGAGCAGUACGUAGUGGAGAAAACGAGAAUGCCAUUGGCAACGAAGGAGAAGCGAUAUCUUGCUCUAAUGGUGAAGAUAAGUCAGAAUUUUUGCUUGAUUCAGACGGAUCUCUGCCCUUCUACAUAAUUGAUGCGCACGAGGAGAUCUACAGUACCAAUAUGGGCACCCUAUAUCUCUUUGGGAAGGUUAAAGUUGGUAGCGCCUAUCACAGCUGUUGUGUAGUUGUAAAGAACAUGCAGAGGUGUGUCUAUGCAGUCCCAAAUGGUUCCGUUUUUCAAAAUGAUGUGAUCAUGGAGCUUGAGAAAGGCAUUGCAGACUCCAGAAUUUCACCGGCAAUUUUCCGGACAAAGCUGCAAGAGAUGGCAUCUGAAUUAAAGACUGAAAUAGCGCAGAAGUUGUUAGAUCUCAAUGUGUCUACUUUUAGCAUGGCUCCGGUUAAGAGGGGCUAUGCAUUUGAACGGUCUGAUAUACCUGUUGGUGAGCAUUAUGUUCUUAAGAUCAACUACUCAUUCAAGGAUCCACCACUUCCUUCUGAUCUCAAAGGAAAAAGUUUCUCUGCACUGCUUGGAACACAUAGCAGUGCUCUGGAGCUGUUUCUGAUCAAAAGGAAAAUAAAGGGGCCUUCCUGGUUAUCACUUUCAAAAUUUUCCAGCUGUCCAGCCUCUCAGCAGGUGAGCUGGUGCAAAUUUGAAGUUACUGUUGAUUGCCCCAAGGACAUUCGUACCUCAACUUCUUCAAAGUUGAUGCCGGAAAUUCCUCCAGUAAUUGUUUCAGCAAUAAAUCUAAAAACAAUCCUCAACAAAAACCAGACUGUAUACGAGAUUGUCUCUGCUUCUGUCAUUAGCUGUUGCAAGGUCAAGAUUGACACUCCCAUGGUGGCAUCAGAAUGGAAAAAAGCUGGGGUUCUUUGCCAUUUUACUUUUGUCCGCAAGCUUGAAGGAGGCAUAUUUCCAAUGGGAUUUACAAAAGAAGUUACUGAUAGAAAUGCAAAGGCUGGAUCUACUGUACUAACAUUUACAAGCAGUGAAAGAGAUUUAAUAAAUUGUCUGAUGACUGAACUAUACAAAUUAGAUAGUGAUGUUCUCGUUGGGCACAACAUUUCCGGGUUUGACUUAGAUGUUCUUCUCCACAGAGCCCAGGCUUGCACGGUGUCAAAUAAAGUAUGGUCCAAAAUUGGCCGCCUUAAGCGUUCUGGUAUGCCUAAACUAACAAAGGGAAGCACCAUUUUUGGGUCUGGAGCAAGUCCGGGGAUCAUGUCCUGUAUCGCAGGCCGCCUCUUAUGUGACACCUAUUUAUGCUCCCGUGACCUAUUAAAGGAGGUGAGCUAUUCUUUGACACAACUUGCGAGGACCCAGCUGAAUAAAGACAGGAAAGAGAUCACUCCACAUGAUAUUCCUGCAAUGUUUCAAACAUCAGAAUCUCUUGUGGAACUUGUUGAGUGUGGUGAGACUGAUGCAUGGUUAUCCUUGGAACUGAUGUUUCAUUUGAGUGUUCUCCCUCUUACACGUCAGCUGACCAAUAUUAGUGGUAAUCUCUGGAGCAAAACUCUCCAGGGUGCUAGGGCACAAAGAGUGGAAUACCUUUUGUUGCAUGCAUUCCACUCAAAGAAGUAUAUUGUCCCAGACAAGAUUUCUGCACGUGCGAAGGAGAUGAAACCAACAAAACGGAGAAUAAAUCAUGGUGCUGAGGAUGGAGAUGUUGAUGAUUUGGAUAACAAUGUUGCAUAUUUUGAGGAUUUGGGUCAACAAAUUGAUCAGGGAAAAGGAAAGAAAGGUCCUGCCUAUGCUGGCGGAUUGGUUUUAGAACCCAAAAGAGGUUUAUACGACAAGUACAUCUUACUUCUAGAUUUCAAUAGUCUCUACCCGUCAAUCAUUCAGGAAUACAAUAUCUGCUUCACAACAGUUGAAAGAUCCUCUGAUGGAGUAGUUCCACGUUUACCUUCUUGUCAAACUACUGGAGUUCUACCUGAGUUGCUGAAGAACUUGGUUCAAAGGAGGAAAAUGGUUAAGUCUUGGCUUAAGAAUGCAUCAGGUCUUAAGGUUCAGCAGCUUGACAUUCAGCAACAAGCUCUAAAGCUCACUGCAAACAGUAUGUACGGAUGCCUGGGGUUUUCCAACUCAAGAUUUUACGCAAAGCCACUCGCAGAGCUUAUAACAGCACAAGGAAGGGAGAUCCUACAAAGUACAGUUGAUCUUGUUCAGAACAAUUUGAGUUUAGAGGUCAUUUAUGGAGAUACAGAUUCAAUAAUGAUCUAUACUGGACUUGAUGAUGCUGCAAAGAUCAAAUCAAUUGCAGGAAAAGUUAUUCAAGAGGUCAACAAGAAGUAUCGGUGUUUAGAGAUUGAUCUUGAUGGUAUAUACAAGAGAAUGCUGCUUCUGAAGAAAAAGAAAUAUGCAGCUGUUAAAGUGCAGUUUAAGGAUGGGAUGCCAUAUGAGGUCAUUGAACGUAAAGGCCUUGACAUGGUUCGACGUGACUGGAGUUUACUAUCAAAGGAAGUAGGGGAUUUUUGCUUAGGCAAAAUAUUGUCUGGAGGCUCAUGCGAGGAUGUUGUUGAGUCGAUUCAUAACUCUCUCAUGAAGGUACAGGAGGAGAUGAGGAAUGGGGAAGUUGCACUUGAGAAAUAUGUCAUCACAAAGACAUUGACAAAACCACCAGAAGCCUACCCAGAUGCCAGAAACCAACCUCAUGUGCAAGUGGCACUUAGAUUGAAGCAAAGUGGCUACUCCACUGGGUGUUCUGCUGGGGAUACGGUCCCUUAUGUCAUUUGCUGUGAGCCGGGAGCUGGUUCCAGUUCUUCUGUCGGGAUAGCUCAGCGGGCUAGGCAUCCUGAUGAGUUGAAAAGGGACAAUGGAAACUGGAUAGUUGACAUUGACUAUUACUUGUCACAGCAGAUCCAUCCCGUAGUAUCGCGGUUAUGUGCUUCCAUUCAAGGGACAAGCCCAGCACGUUUGGCCGAUUGUCUUGGUCUCGAUUCAUCCAAGUUCCAAAGUAAAGUCAGUGAAGCCAUCAACAAGGAUCCAUCUGCCUCACUCUUGUAUGCUGUAGACGAUGGUGAAAGAUUUCGCGGCUGUGAGCCUUUGUGGUUGUCAUGUCCGUGCUGCACCAGUACCUUUGAGUGUCCUGCAGUGUCCAGUUUAUUAUCGAAUUCAAACAGUGAAAAGCCAGUAGGGUCACAAGCCGAAGAGUCCCGCUGUAGUUUCUGGAAACAAUUGCAAUGUCCAAAGUGCCCAGAUGGGGGUGAUGGAAGUAGAAUGUCUCCGGCAAUGAUAGCUAACCAAGUCAAAAGGCAAGCAGAAGGGUUUAUCUCAAUGUAUUACAAGGGCUUAAUGAUGUGUGAUGAUGAAACUUGCAAGUACACCACUCGUAGUCUUAACCUGCGAGUGAUUGGUGACUCAGAGAGAGGAACUGUUUGUCCAAACUACCCUCGGUGUAAUGGUCGCCUUAUAAGACAGUAUACAGAAGCGGAUCUGUAUAAGCAGCUUGCAUAUUUUUGUCACAUUUUGGAUGCUACACGGUGCAUCGAAAAGUUAGAAUCCAGUGUUAGAAUGUCAUUUGAGAAAGAACUGUCCAGAGUCCGACCAGCAGUUGAUUUGGCAUCAUCAGUGGCACAGAAUUUGCGGGACCGGUGUGCCUAUGGGUGGGUCCAGCUAAAGGACCUUACUGUCUCGCUCUAACCAACCAAA